UGUGCGCGUGCAUGAUGCGUGCGUGCACGAGACGCCGGCGAACCGCGCAGAGCGAGAGCGCUACCGUAAUUUAGGCACAGAGCCACCGCGCGCACAAGCGAAGCAGCGAAACACCCUCGCGUCCUCACCGCACGGAGUUUGCUUUCCUGAAACUUCACCGCUCACGAGUCCGACGGCACCAUGGGAGGCAAGCUGAGCAAGAAGAAGAAGGGCUACAGCGUCAACGACGAGGCCGGCAAGGAGAAGGACGCCAAGGCCGCCGGGGAGGAGAGCGAGGCGGCGACCGGGGACGCCACCGCCGCCACGCCCACCGCCGACGGCAAGGAGGCUAACGACACGGCGGCCAAGGAGGCCCCCGCCGCCACCGAGCCCGAGAAGAACGACGCCAAGGAGCCCGAGAAGAACGACGCCGCCGCCGCAGAGCCCCCGGCCGCCAAGGAGGCGGAGCCCGCCAAGGCCGAGGAGAAGCCCGCCGCCAAGGAGGCGGCCCCGCCCGCCGCCGCCGUCAAGGAGCCUGAGCCGAAGGCCGUCGCCGCCGCCGCGCCGACCCCCGCCGCCGCUGCGCCCGCCGCCGAGAAGAAGGACGAGGCCGACGCUAAGAAGACGGACGCCCCCGCGGCUCCAGUGGUGAAGGCCGAGGCGCCGCAGCCCGCCGCCGCCGCAGCCCCCGAGCCCACCGCAGCUCCCGCCCCCGCCCCCGCCGCAGACCCCGCCCCCGCCCCCACCCCCGUCGCCGCAGCCGCGCCCGUCGCCAACUCCACGCCGGCACCCGUCGCCCCCGGCGACGCGAAGGAGCCCGACGCCACGGAGACGCCCGGCGCCGAGAAGAGCGUCGCCGUCCCAGAGUGACGGACAGCUGUCACUCAGCCCCUCUCCCCCCCCCCCCUCCGUGAAACAACCACAGAAUGAUGAAGAAACCAUUGAUUUAGCCCCGCCCAUAUUACCAGAAUAACCAUGAUAAUAAUAAUACCUGUUAUGAUGAUGAUGAUGAUGAUUGUGAUUUGAUGAAGGGUGAGCAUCCGGCGGCCGCCAUCUUGGGAAGGGUGGGCCACGCUCAGCGGAUAUUACUACUAUUAUUAUUGUUAUACUUAUUACGAUGUUUUAUUCUAUUUUUUCUGCUGUAGUAUUUGAACUUUGAUACGAGUCGAUGUCUCCCAUCUCCAUCCACCCUCCCCCCCCCCCCCCAAACCCCAACGCCCCCUCCUUUUGGACCACCCCCACCCGGUCUUGGUGCUGCGUCGGCCCCACCCCUGGGUGCCCCGGGGGGGCCCGGACCGCCGGCUCGGGAAGGAGGGGGGGGCGGAGAGAGGCCCUGGGGGGGACCAGGAGCAUGGUCGCGUCCUGACUCAAACUCUGACACAGAACCACCUCCUCCUCCUCCCUGAAGCCCUCACCUCCUCUCUUCAGUCUCCUCCUCCUCCUCCUCUCUUCAGUCUCCUCCUCCUCCCUGCAGCCCUCACCUCCUCUCUUCAGUCUCCUCCUCCUCCUCUCUUCAGUCUCCUCCUCCUCCUCUCUUCAAUCUCCUCCUCCUCCUCUCUUCAAUCUCCUCCUCCUCCUCUCUUCAGUCUCCUCCUCCUCCUCCUCCUCUCUUCAAUCUCCUCCUCCUCCUCUCUUCAGUCUCCUCCUCCUCCUCCUCCUCCUCUCUUCAGUCUCCUCCUCCUCCUCCUCUCUUCAGUCUCCUCCUGCUCCUCUCUUCAGUCUCCUCCUCCUCCUCUCUUCCUCCUCCUCUUCCUCUCUUCAGUCUCCUCCUCCUCCUCCUCCUCCUCCUCCUCCUCAUCCCUUCAGCCCUCUCCCCCUCCUCCUCCUUGGCAGCCAUUUUGGUGCCCCCGUGCCUCCAUCUUAUCUCUGGGCUCCCUGUGCGGCGGGCGGUCGAUGGAGGGGGAGGAGGAGGAGGAGGAGGAGGAGCAUUGAUUGGGAGGGAUAUUUCAUCCAGGGGGGUUCUGGGUUAAAAAUAGGCGUACCUCCUCCGCCUGCACUCCCCGCUCACCACCGCAGAGCGCUGCCCCCGCACUCACACAUGAAGUCGUUAGGAGCGUUACGGCCGUUAAGACAGUGAUAAAUCCCUCGAUGGCGGCCGGACACCUCGCCACACGCCCCCCCUGAUAAACCGUCCCGCCGUCUGUCUGACUCCAGGCGCUCUUAAUGGCCGCCUGUGCUUACGUUAGCCGACGUAUCUACUGUACACCAGCACUGGGACCCACCCACGGGGGGGCGCUUGUUUAACCCUGACCGAGCGGCGGAGGGGAGGUGCUUACCACCUCGGGGCUAGGUGCUAGGUGAGUUAUGGUCGACAGGAUGGACCGGAGCGGUCUGGAAAUCCGAGCAGAUUCCCAAAACACAGUUUACGUAAAAGGCUGCGGGUCUGACCUCCUCUGACCAGAUCACACGGGAGGAUCCUAUUCCUGUGAUGUUCCAGCAAUAUUCCCAUAAUACUCCCUAAAUGUUCCCGUAAUACUCCCUGAAGGAGGUUAUGCUGUCGGGGCCGGAAACCAUAAAGAGACCCCUAUGUGAUCACUACCAACCUUUUGGAGACACGUUACCAUGGUCACGGUAGCAUUAUGGGAUGCCAUGGCAAUCCUGCAUGGGAGGAGACCCUCCAACCCCCCCCCCUUCGCCCCCCCCCUCCCCGCUAACAUGAUACAUACAUGUAGGUGUGCAUAUACCUGUACUACACCUGUGUACAUGUAGGAGUUUAUAUAGACCUGUAUAUAUAUGUAGGUGUAUGUAGACAUAUCUACACGUGUAUAUUUACCCGUGUAUAAGUAUGUGUAUACAGACCUAGAUAUACGUAGGUGAUUAUAUUUACCUAUAUUUAGGUGUAUAUAUUUACCUAUAUAUGUAUAAAUAUAUAUAUGGGUUUAUGUUACAAGAACCUAUGAGUAUGUAGGUGCCAGUAGACCUGUAUAUAUGUAGGUGUGUAUACCGACCGAUAUGCCGUGCGAGUGUGUAUACACAUCUACGUGCAUGCAGGUGUAUUGGGCUCUGGUGAUGUCACACACACCUAUGUGUAUGUAGAGCAUCAGAUCCCACCAGACUCAGAGGCUCCGCCCCCCUCAGCAGAAGCAUGUCGUGGUCUCGUCUUUUGGUCCAGUGGGGAACGAAACAAAAUGUUAUCCUUUUUGUUUUCAGUCCGCAACCAAUGGGCGACUGCAGUUGAUGUUGUCAUUCCAUGUCUCCAUGCCAACUGUCACUCAAAAACCACAGCAAAGACCACACACACAAAAAAAAAGAAGAGAAAUUGGUGCAUUCAAAGUUCUAUGUACUUGUAUAAAUGGUGCAAUGGUAAUAAAAUGUACGAAAUCAAUAA
Messenger RNA from Gadus macrocephalus (Pacific cod), 3307 nucleotides. RefSeq names its product brain abundant, membrane attached signal protein 1 (gene basp1). The record is from RefSeq and is a predicted model, not a curated record. The coding region runs from base 181 to 849 and encodes 222 amino acids. The transcript is spliced from 2 exons. Lineage: Eukaryota; Metazoa; Chordata; Actinopteri; Gadiformes; Gadidae.